CCUCUCCCACUGUUCCUGGGGCCUCCUGUGGGUCCUCAUCUUCCUGGGAGGGAGGAGCUGUGCUACAAAGUAAUCCACGUGGGCUACCUUUUUUUUUUUGAGAUGGAAUUUCUGUCACCCAGGCUGGAGUGCAGUGGCAUGAUAUCAGCUCACUGCAACCUCCGCCUCCCAGGUUCAAGCGAUUCUGCAUCAGCCUCUCAAGUAGCUGGGACUAAGGUACUUGCCACCACUUCGGCUAAUUUUUGUAUGUUUAGUAGACGGGGUUUCACCAUGUUGGCCAGGCUGGUCUCGAACUCCUGACCUCAAGUGAUCCGCCUGCCUCGGCCUCCCAAAGUGCUGGGAUUGCAGGCAUGAGCCACUGCGCCCAGCCCCAUGUCGGGUGCUUUGGAUACAAAAUCGCUGUUCGGCAGGUGGGGUUGUGCCUCCACUUCUCCAUUGCGCCGGCUCAGCCGUUCCACGGAGCACCUGUGUCUGCCCUGGAGGCCACGCCUCCCCCAGGGCACCCUCAUCCACCGGCGCUCUGCCACCUGCCCGCGCCCCGCGGGUCCUUGUGCCUGCAGGGGCCUGAGGCCCGGAAACCAAGAAAGGGCCUUGGGGAGGCGCGGCCCGGCCUCUGCGCGCAGAACUGCCACCCUGCCCGGGGGAACCCGCGGCCAGGGGGCGGGUGGGCGCGUGGCUGUGGCCUGGCCGGGCGCAGUAGCCUCGGCGGCCAGUAGGGGGAGCCGGAGCCCGGAGAAGGCCGAGGGCGGAGCGCGCGCGGCGCCGAGCGGACGCGCCUCCCCGCCUAGGUGCUGGCCGAGCGCGGGGCGGGGAGGCGAGCGCGGCGGCGGCGGCGGCGAGCGUGGACAGAAGUGGCGGUUGCUGACGCCUGGAAAUUCCCCUGAAGGUGGAGCACCACCCAACCCCCCUGGGUCCCACCCUCCCUCAAGGCCUCCUCCACCUCCACCUCCACCCCGCCUGGCCUGGCGUCCACCUCUUUGGCUCCUACCUGGGUGCGAUCGAGUUAAAUGGCUGAUAAGCAGAUCAGCCUGCCAGCCAAGCUCAUCAAUGGCGGCAUCGCCGGGCUGAUCGGGGUCACCUGCGUGUUCCCCAUCGACCUGGCCAAGACCAGGCUGCAGAACCAGCAGAACGGCCAGCGCAUGUACACGAGCAUGUCCGACUGCCUCAUCAAGACCAUCCGCUCCGAGGGCUACUUCGGCAUGUACCGGGGAGCUGCUGUGAACUUGACCCUCGUCACCCCCGAGAAGGCCAUCAAGCUGGCAGCCAACGACUUCUUCCGACAUCAGCUCUCUAAGGACGGGCAGAAGCUGACCCUGCUUAAAGAGAUGCUGGCGGGCUGUGGGGCUGGCACCUGCCAGGUGAUUGUGACCACACCCAUGGAGAUGCUGAAGAUCCAGCUGCAGGAUGCAGGGCGCAUUGCCGCCCAGAGGAAGAUCCUGGCUGCCCAGGGCCAGCUCUCGGCCCAGGGGGGUGCCCAGCCCUCAGUGGAGGCUCCAGCUGCCCCUCGGCCCACGGCCAUCCAGCUGACCCGCGACCUGCUGCGGAGCCGCGGCAUUGCCGGUCUCUACAAGGGACUCGGGGCCACGCUGCUCAGGGAUGUCCCCUUCUCUGUGGUGUACUUCCCGCUCUUUGCCAACCUGAACCAGCUGGGCCGCCCGGCGUCCGAGGAGAAGUCACCUUUCUACGUGUCCUUCCUGGCCGGCUGUGUGGCUGGGAGUGCCGCCGCUGUGGCCGUCAACCCCUGUGACGUGGUGAAGACGCGGCUCCAGUCACUUCAGCGAGGCGUCAAUGAGGACACCUACUCUGGGAUCCUGGACUGUGCCAGGAAGAUCCUGCGGCACGAGGGCCCCUCGGCCUUCCUGAAGGGCGCCUACUGCCGCGCGCUGGUUAUCGCGCCCCUUUUCGGCAUCGCACAGGUGGUCUACUUCCUGGGCAUUGCAGAGUCCCUGCUGGGGCUGCUGCAGGACCCCCAGGCCUGAGCCCAGCGCCCGCUCCACCCCAGCCAGCCGGGCAGGGCCGGUGUGGGGCUGGAGCCAGGCAGCUAGCCCAGGACGGAGCAAGGGAAGACCCCUCCCCAGCCCUCCCGUCGGCAGGGGCAGCAGGGGGCGGGGUGCAGGGUCCACAUAGGUGGUGCACACGCAGCCCCCUGGGGUGCUGCCUGCACCGUUGGGAUCAAUGUCUUAUUUAUGUAGAAAAUGCAGAAAUCUUUACAUUCCUCAAACUAGCCCCUGCCCCAAUCCUGCCCUGGCCUGAACACCCCCAGGGACAGAGCUGGUCUCUGGGCUGGGGGCCCCCCGGGCCUGGGCCGGGCAGGCUGGACCAUACCCCCAGUCCACCGGCUCCAGUCUCCACAGCCGUCCUGGUCCACACAGGGACCCUGCACAAACCUAUUUAUUGAAUUUGCUGGGCCCAAGCGGCUCUCCAGCCCUUCCGUCCUUCCCCAGCCGCUCUUGUCGCCUUGGCAGGACUUGACUCUGCCUCCCUGGCCAGCCUUGCAAGAGGACUGGGGUCUCCUGCCCUCUCUGUUGAGCCAGGAAUCCCAAGUGAGGGGUUGCCCUGGGGUCUGACUCUCAGGGCAAGCCCACCACCCACUGUGGGACUUUCUGGUGGGCUCCUCAGCUCUCACCCCAGGCUGGGGCCCAGAUUGUGAGGUCUGUGUGCGUGUGUGUGUGUGCAUGCGUGUGUGUGUUGUGGGGAUCUGGCCUGGCCCUUGGGGAUGGGGCUGCCGGGGACUGCCCCCCUUCCCGCCGUGGCCAGGCGCUCUGUGUGCUGUGUGUGCCCCAGGCUCUGUUGACCCCGUCCGGGAACUUACUUACCCAGCCUGGCCUCUCCUGAGUCCUCCACCCUGGCCUGCGAUUGGCCAGGGAGGAGGGCGGGCAUUGGGACCAGUGUGGAACCUGAGGGUGCCUGCCCAGCUCUGGAGGGAGGGCCAGGAGCUGCCGCCCCCUCCAAGUCCUCUCAGGGCCCACCCUCCUUUUUCGGCCUCUGCAUAAGGCCCCUGGGUACACUGCAGAAGGCCCGUCCUUCCCGGGCAUAAGGCCCUUGACCACACUUCAGAAGCCCUAUCCCCCUGCCUCCGGGCCCAUCCCUGCUGUGAGCCGAAGCUCUCCCUGCCCCGCCCUGGCCAUGUGAUCGUGUUGGUGACAGACCCUGAUGUGCUGGUGCUGUGUCCCCAAAACCGGGGCCCUCCACAGAGGCCCCUUCCCAGCGACACUACCUGGGGCUCAGGCCUGGACCCCCCCCCCCCAAUUCACGGUUGCUCCUGGGAGCUGCCCCUCCCGUCACAUCAGAACCUUGGAAGCUGCUGCUGCUGCUUACAGAAUUAUAUUUUUUUCUUUUGAAGAGUUUUAAGAAGUUGUAACUUUUUGUGUCUUGUCAUGUCAGAGGAUAAAUAAAUAUUCUAAGUAGA
This is a messenger RNA of Pongo pygmaeus (Bornean orangutan), 3409 nucleotides long. It is a transcript of the gene SLC25A22, whose product is annotated as solute carrier family 25 member 22. The transcript has 10 exons. The record is from RefSeq and is a predicted model, not a curated record. NCBI's taxonomy places the organism in Eukaryota, Metazoa, Chordata, Mammalia, Primates, Hominidae. The coding region runs from base 1008 to 1979 and encodes 323 amino acids. Gene Ontology annotation, molecular function: L-glutamate transmembrane transporter activity; L-aspartate transmembrane transporter activity. Gene Ontology annotation, biological process: malate-aspartate shuttle; aspartate transmembrane transport; L-glutamate transmembrane transport.